This is a messenger RNA of Kalmanozyma brasiliensis GHG001, 591 nucleotides long. RefSeq names its product Peptidyl-tRNA hydrolase, PTH2. The record is from RefSeq and is a predicted model, not a curated record. The transcript has a single exon. Gene Ontology annotation, molecular function: peptidyl-tRNA hydrolase activity. Gene Ontology annotation, cellular component: cytosol; mitochondrion. The coding region runs from base 1 to 591 and encodes 196 amino acids. Lineage: Eukaryota; Fungi; Basidiomycota; Ustilaginomycetes; Ustilaginales.
AUGUCGAUAUCAGCUUCAUCCACAUCCACCGCCAUGCUGCCAACGGUCAUCGCCGUGUCGAUCGCCUCGCUCACCGUCGGCUACUUUGUCGGCAUGGGCCGCUCUCUCGUCUCGUACAACUCCAACUCGCGGCGCAUCCUCUCUGCCUCCGACGACGACGACUCGGACCUCGAUACGGACGACGAGAUGGCCGCGAUCGCCGACAACUACUCUUCCUCUGGUAAGGGUCUCGAGGGAGAGGAGUGCAAGAUGAUCCUCGCGGUGCGCAUGGACAUCAAGAUGGAGAAGGGCAAGAUCGCGGCCCAAUGCGGACACGCCGCAUUGGCUGCCUACAAGGCGGCACGCAAGGUGACACCCAAAUUCAUCAAGCAGUGGGAGAAGAGGGGACAGGCCAAAGUGGCGGUCAAGUGCCCGGAUGAGGACACCAUGUUGGAGCUGGAGAGCAAGGCAAAGGAACUGGGGAUCGCUGCGAGGAGCAUCAUCGAUGCGGGCAGGACACAGAUCGCGCCGAAUACGAGGACUGUGUUGGGAUUGGGACCUGCACCCGUCUCGUUGAUGAACCAGUUGACGGGGCAUCUCAAGCUGCUUUGA